AAAACAGGCCCAUUAAUCUAGAUCAAGCCCAAAGUUCACACGCGUUUAAGAAACGGACGGCUCUGAUUUCUUUUCCUCUUUCCUAAGCGGUGCUGAGAUUAUAAAAACCCUGGUCGAGUUUUUGAACAUAGAGGAGGAUAGCAGAAACUCUUGAGAAGAAACAAUGGCGUUGAAGUUUCUAAACAAGAAGGGGUGGCAUACGGGAAGUCUCCGUAACAUUGAGAAAAUAUGGAAAGCUGAGCAGAAGCACGAAGCCGAGCAGAAAAAGAUUGAGGAGCUUCCUCUCCAAAUCCAGCAAGAGAAGGAGCGUUCUGAAUUUCGCGCUAUCAAAGAACUGGCCGGUCUCGUUCCGAGGAGGCCAGAGAGAUUAGAGUUCUUGUAUGAUAUAGAAUUAUUAGGAGUGAAAGAGAAUGCCAAUAGUUCAGGACAUGGUGUUUCGUUUCAGAAUCAAGAUCAGCGAGCCAGAGCUGAUGCUAGUAGUGUCAGUAGCAGCAAUAAGAAGAAGAAGCAGAAGCAGUCGCUUCCUGGUGCGUUGUUUGAUGAUGAUAAGACAAACUUUGCCAAUGAUUCUUGGCGCAAAUUCAACUCCGACCCUUUGCUUAUCAUCAGGCAGCAAGAGCAGGAGAGCUCGCAAAUCUGUAAGUGUUCCCUUUCAUUCUUUCGUUACUCCAUUCAUGUGUCCUGCUUGUGUGUCUGUGAGUGGUUACAGUUUUGGAUAGUAUUGGAUUUCGAUUCUGCUGCUGACCUGUUGUGGUUCUUCUUUAACAGGUGAAAAGAAAAGCGAGAGGAUAGAGAUGGAUAGUUGAACGAGCACAUGAGAAAACAUCGGUGUAGAGUGUAAAGACAUCGCAAGUUAUCUUCUUCGGGUGUUGAAUGUAAAGAAAACAAACACAGCUUUCGUUUGAAUAUAAACAAAAUCUUUAAUUGCUCUCUCUACUUCAGAAAAUAGUGAUGAUUUUGAGGAGAUGUAUAGAAACAUUACUCUCUAGUGAAACACACAAGCUU
Messenger RNA from Arabidopsis lyrata subsp. lyrata, 1005 nucleotides. RefSeq names its product pre-mRNA-splicing factor CWC25 homolog. The record is from RefSeq and is a predicted model, not a curated record. Lineage: Eukaryota; Viridiplantae; Streptophyta; Magnoliopsida; Brassicales; Brassicaceae. Gene Ontology annotation, biological process: mRNA splicing, via spliceosome. Gene Ontology annotation, cellular component: U2-type spliceosomal complex.